UUGCUUUAGUAAAAAGUGAGAAAAACACUUUAUUUUGCGAAGCACGAUGCUUUAAAAAUCUGAAUAGCAUUAUAACAGGCUAUCAGCUAUGAAUGAAAACGAUCUUACCAACUUCUUAGUAUCUUUUAGUGGUCACAUAGAGUUUGUUAGGUUUCCUGCGGGUGUAUUUGACGACCAACUGUAUUUGCACUAUGAAGUUACUUGGGGACCAGAUUGGGACCCCAUUUCUGGUCUAAGCUCUGGUGUGAGCCAGAUGGCCAGAUUUGGAAGUGACCCAGAGCGAGUGGUUUUUAAUAUGCCAGUAGAAAUGACGUUCGGUAGUACGAAUGUGUAUGGAUGGCCGCAGCUCAUCACAACAGUCCGCGCUAGGAACAGCUUAACAGGGGACUGUUUACGUGGCUACGCCCUGUUCUUGUUGCCCCCUGCGCCAGGCACACAGCAGCUAACUGCACCGCUGAUUUGUCCGCGCUCCGCCACUGUACUGGGGGAGUGGUUGGCGUGGGCCACUGGCAAAAACCCGGAGUUGGCUGACCCAAAGAUGCUGGCGAACGGCAAGGAUAGCUAUUUGAUCCGGACCUCUUCUUACGGGACGGUAGAGCUACGGAUGACGAUGGUCUCGAAAGACUUAAGAAAACUUGGCUACGACAAUCAGCCCGCCAAAGCUACAUACCUAAGUCAAUAAAUGCAUUUUUUGUAAA
This is a messenger RNA of Aricia agestis (brown argus), 698 nucleotides long. RefSeq names its product B9 domain-containing protein 1 (gene B9d1). NCBI's taxonomy places the organism in Eukaryota, Metazoa, Arthropoda, Insecta, Lepidoptera, Lycaenidae. The record is from RefSeq and is a predicted model, not a curated record. Bases 89 to 682 code for a protein of 197 amino acids. Gene Ontology annotation, cellular component: MKS complex. Gene Ontology annotation, biological process: cilium assembly. The transcript is spliced from 3 exons.